AUGGAGCUUCCCCAAGACGCUCACGGGGUUUCCACCUCGGCUUCUCACCGUAGUGCGUCACUCCGUAUCCCAUCCAAAACCCCUUUACUUCAGAGGAGCGCCAAUACCAUCAUAGAUGCCAUCCCCAGCAGAGGGUCGAUGUUUUCUAACCGCCAACCCCAGGAGCAAGGCAAGCUGAUGCUACCCAAGAGCAAGGAGAAGGAUAAAGGGGGCACCAAGCACCGGCUUCUGAAAGUCUAUGACCAAAUCCCUUACUCUUCUUUCCGUGUAGAAGAGCUGGCCUGCAAGAACAGGCUUGCAAUGGUGACAGUGAUCACUGUGUUGGAAUUUGGUUUGUAUUUUUCCACUUAUAGGAAAUUUGAAGUUUGUGAUAUACUGAAAAACACUUUUAAACGAGAGGAGAAAAAAGAAAAGGAAGCAACACUUGAGAUGCCAACUUUGGUGCCUUUUGGUGAUGUGGUUGGCUGCCUGGCUAUUCAUAUAAAGAACUGCAGACAUUUUACACCUAAGAUCAUUUUAACACCGCGUUGCACUAAUUUGUUCAUUCGCAUCACUAUCAACAAUGUUGUGAAAUGUACAAAAAUUUGUACCUUGCUAUUCAAAAGCACUGAAAAGAGCAUAGCCAAGUUUGAUGAAGUGAAGUAUUUUUCUGUGCAGAUUCCCCGACGUCAAGAUGAUGACCGGAAUAAUAUUUACGUGGAACUAAUGAAACAUGAAGAUUCAGAAAAUUAUCCUAUUUUGUUAGGGAGUGUUCAGGUGCAUCUUUAUGAAGUAAUUCAGAAAGGAUGCUUUACUGAAGAAUUUCGGAUUUUGAAUAAAAACAUAUUUAUCUGCAGGUUGGAGAUCGAAUUUAUGUUCUCCUAUGGAAACUUUGGUUUUGGAUUUUCACAUCAGUUAAAACCUCUUCAGAAAAUUAUUGAGCCAUCCAUGUUUAUGAAUGUUGCACCACCUCCAGAAAGAGCAGACCCUGUGUCAAAUGUUAUUUUACCACAGCCAUUAGAAUAUCCAGCAUUCUUAUCCCCAGACCUGAAUGUUACUGUUGGAAAGUCAAGUAAAUAUACCCAGCCAUCUGUUAUACGACUUGAAAAACUUCAGCAACCACCCCGAGAAAGGUUGGAAAAAAUGAAAAAAGAAUAUAGAAAUUUGAAUACAUGGAUAGAAAAAUCUAGUUAUUUAGAAAACAUUCUUAGCCCAGUAUUGGAAUACAGCACCCCUACGCUCUUCUACUUUGUCUAUGUAUGCUUUCAUGGCAUCUUUGUUGGGGGUUCCUUUCACGUCAUUCCAGGCAUCCCACUUGGCCUUUCUUUUGAAGCCCAACAUCUCAGGCCAUUCUGUGUUUAUGUCGCCCAUGGUUGCUUGUUUAUAGUGGCUGUAGAUGAACAACAGCCCAUCAUCAGCUGGUAUGGUCUUGAGGUUCCUAACCUCUUCGACAGCUUUGUCAAACUCAGCCUGAGACAUUCCGGCAGGGUGGCAAGGAUUCCAGAAAGCCCUCGGAGUGAGAAGAGAAGAGGCAGCUCAAAGUUUCAAAGUCGGGACUGGCAGCUGGUUUACCAGUGCAACCCAGCACUUUCUAACUCUGCUUGGAGAAAUAAUAUCAGUGAGGUAUUUGGAAACCUGAGUAAUGAUCAUUUGGAAGAGAAGAGUGAUAUACAAAGCCUCGAUAGAUAUACUUCUCUUACAAGCAAUAAAGUUGACAGCAUUCCAAAUAAGCUACUAGAUGAUAAGUCUUUGCCAACUUUCAAUCUAUCAGAAGACCAUUCAGAUGCCAUGCCUCCCAAAAGUGAUGAAUCUGAAAAGCAAACAAGUCAUCCAUUGUCUACUAUUCCAACAAUACAAGAGAACAAAAUACCACCUUCUGAUGACUACCAGUUUUCUCCAUCACAAGAAACAUUGAAUUAUAGAUAUCCAAGUCCUAUUAAAAUAGAAUCACCUCCAGCAGAGGUGUUAUUUUUACCAGAAGAGAGUCCAUCACCAUUACCAUCUCACAAACCAAAACAUACAGAAAAAAAUGAACCGUAUCCGUUCAAGACCUUGAACAUCCAGGACAAUUUUGAUGCUUUUCUACAAAAUAUAAACCACAAAAUGUCAAUUAGAAAAAAGAAAGAUGAAGAUAUGUCCAAAUGUAGAAACAUUUCCAAUGCAGAGGUUAUAGAGCAUGAAGACCAAGAUCCUCCUUACCCUGCACAUUCAAAAGCUGCAGGACCUUCUAAUAAAAUCUGGGCUCAUGAUCCUGACGUUGUUACAAUAAAACCUUUACAUACUAAGUUAAAAGAAAGACUACCAAAUGUAUCUUUACCAAGUUCUGAAGAAGAAUCAUCAACAUCUGUAAAUGUGACUACAAGUCACCUCUCAAAGCCACUUACCUCCCAUACUGAAAAUCAAAAACAACCCAUGGUGCUUAAGUCAAUUUUAAAUAAAAACCUGAAAGAUCUCCUAGAACAGUUAUUUUCUAAUCUAGAAGUUCCUCUGGACAUUCAAUCAAGCAAGAAAAGCUAUAGAUCUCCAUUCCUAAGUGUUCAUAAUAAAUUAUUAAGUAGUUUGGAAGACGAAAUAUUUGAAAAUUUUCAAGACUUAGAAAGCUGGCUUCUAGAAAAAGAUGUUUUAAAUUCAAAGUCUAGUUUAUGUCAAAUAACUAAAGUCAUGUCUUUGGAUUCACUUUCAGAAGGUGGAUCAGGAAAAUCAAUAGCGGUAGAAACGGAACAUAGUUCUGUGAAAGAUUUAGUGGCUGCAAAUGUAGAUACAACCGUACAGGACUGUGUUAUAAAGCAACUAUUCACCGCAAAGAUCUUGCCAGAGUUGGAGAAAGAAGUUAAAGAGCACAGUGGGAAAAAACUGAAUAAUCAGGAUCAAUUACCCACAACUUUGGAGAGAAUCUUAUCUUCGAAUAGUGGGGAUCAUUGUGAAAAAAAAGAUGAUGAAAAAGAAUUGUCACAGUCCAAAUCUGCUAUCAACCAGAUAAUGCAAGCAUUUCCUGAAGAUACUCUUUUAGAAUAUGGGCUAAACAAAGUGAUAGAUAAGGAACACCAGGUGAGUUCUUCAGUGGGUUCAGAGAAAGGCACUCCUGAAGAAAAGUCAAAUUAUUCCACAGAGGAAUAUUCCAAAAUCAAAAGAAAAACCAAACCUCUUUCAGACCACACUCCCAAACACACCACUUGUGUUCUCAAUACAGUUCGUUUUCUAGAAGAAGAUCAAAACUUACCCCCAAAAGAUUCAAAAUAUCAUUCAAUACCAGAUAUAGAAACAGAGUUGCCAUUGAAUGGUCAGGGGUUUUAUAAAGAAGAAAAUGAUCUUAAAACUACUUUGGAAAAUUUAAGCAACUCAUUAAUGGAUAAGCUCAAUGAAUCAGGUACAAUAAUACUAAAAUCCUUUUUUAAACACAUUUUAGAUGUUUUUUUCAAAUACAAUCAAUCUAAAGGAAAGGGACAACCAGAAAGAGAUUUACAAAGACUAAUGCAAUAUUCUUUCACAAAUGAUACAGAAGACCUUGAAGAAAUCAGAGAGAAUUUUGACCAAGCAGACAAAUUAGACAGAAAACCUAUUUUGAAUCCAAAGCUUUGCGUAUUUCUAGAGGAACUCUCAGAUUCAGAAAUAAAAGAUUUUAAGUCUGAACUAAGUAAACAUAUCCAACACUACCUUGUAGAAAGACUUUCAGAAUUGGGACACAUCACCAAGAAGGACUUACCAAAAAUCUAUCAAAAUCUGUAUUUGAUGAAUGAGAAUUCAGAACCAGGAAGGCAAAACAUGUUUCCGGGGAAAUAUUCAGAAGCUGUGAAUGAAAUCAUGUCUUUUUUAAAUAACUUUCAUCAUCAUUUCAUAGAUAAACAUUUAGAAAUAAAACUAAAGUCAUUUUUAAGUGAAAUUCUCAAAAACUACUUCCGAGAAAACCUUUCGGGACACAAGUUAUUUAAAGACACAGAGUCUAGGAGUAUGCACUUAAACACUUCUAACCUAAGUACUGAAAGUGCCUCAAUUUCUGUACAUGACUCUGGACAAGAUAUUUCAGGAGAUGGUUUUGGCAGAAGGUUUAAAGUAAACACGAUAUAUCCUUUGAAUAAAUCCCUACAAAAUUAUCUUAGAGCUUCAUCAGAAAAUGAACUAUUAAAUAUAAAACUUGGUUUAAGAAAACACCUCCAAAGCCUUUUUUUAGAAAAACUUUCAAAAUCUGGACUCAUCACAAAGAGGCAAUUGGAGGACAUCAGCCAGCAAAUAAAUUUGAUCAAUUCCAGUUCCAGACCGUUAAAAUGUAUACAGACAGAUUUAUGUUUUAGAGAUGAAAAUAACUUUAUGGAGGAGCACUUAGAGAAGCAAAAUAAAUAUUUAAAAAUUGCUCAAAAAACCACUUUACACAAGAGACCUGAGGAUAGACUUGUAGAAACAGAACUGAUCAGAAAAGAAGAAAAAGAGUAUUUUCCUUUGCACAAUACUAAAGAAAAUGUAUCAAAAAUUAUGGAACAGAAAAGAUACUGCUGCAAAGAAGGAGCGACUAGAGCAAGUUUUAUAAAAGUGCAACCUUGUUCUAACAAAAACACCCAGAUAGUUCCAUUAAAUAAGUCUUCAGAAAAACUUACUGAUACAAUGUUUAAGCAUCAAAGGAAAGAACAUGAGUUCAUUCAGCUUCCUGGAGCAGAAAAUUCUGUUUUUAAAAUAGAGUCUCAAGACCCAUAUAGUUGGGAUAAUAAAAUAAUUCAAUCAAACACUUUCUUUGAAAGGACACUGAAAAUGAAUUCCAUUGAAAAAAAGGAUCAUAUGAACAUAUAUAAACUGACUGUACAGGGAAAACCUGAAGCAGGAAUGUCACGGUAUCCAAGAAUUCCUCGUUACAAUACGCUAGCUGAAGAUGAAGAGCCCUUAAACAGAGUCACUUUUCCCUCAUGGCAGAGCCACCCUUUAAGUCAUUUCACCACAGAGGUUGGGGGGACAUCAAAAUUAGAAGACCAGUAUUGUCAGAGAUGGAAAGGAAGUAAUAACAACAAUAAAAAACAACAUUCAGUAACAUUUGCAGAAUACAAGCGAGAGAUGCCAAUUCAUUUUAAAACACCUACUGGAAAAUAUGUCACUGGCCCUGAAUCACAAUCUUUUAAGUAUAAGGUUUUAGAAGUUGAGAAAAGCUCAAAGCCAUCCCUAUUCCCAGAAGUAUUAAAAAGAGAAAGUGCAAAGCCCAUGGUCCGAAAAGAAAGAAAUAAUGCCGACCAACAAAAAAAGUCAUUAAACAAAAUAGUUAAGAUGCUACCAACCACACUGCCCCCAACAAGAAUUCAUCUAAAGAAAUCUAUUCCAAGGACAUUGCUUCAUUGGACUGCAAGAACAACUAUACAUGAUUGUUCGGAUAAAUUUGAGGAUUUACCUGUGACCUCGUAUAAACACUUUGAAAAAAUAAAACCAAGAGCAAGACUUUUAGGAAAGAACCCAGAUGAUAGCCAAAAUCAGUCAAGAUACUCUGCAAGACCGUACACUGCUCCAGACACUAACAAGCGACGACGCAAAGGUCACAGUGGAAGGUGCCGAAGUCCUCGGCUGGUUUCAGCAGGCUUAGUUCAUAUAAAUGAUACAAUCUCAAAUUAUGAAAUGCAUAAAAUACAGCAAAAAAAGCAAUUAAAAGAGAAUCUUGAAGAGUGUUCACUCAUUUGUGAUACUAUACAAAUGUUAGACACUUCAGAAUGA
Molecule: messenger RNA, 5661 nt
Organism: Chrysochloris asiatica (Cape golden mole)
Lineage: Eukaryota; Metazoa; Chordata; Mammalia; Afrosoricida; Chrysochloridae
Exons: 19
Coding region: 1-5661 (1886 amino acids)
Source: RefSeq, a predicted model, not a curated record